This is a messenger RNA of Ylistrum balloti, 717 nucleotides long. Its product is annotated as collagen alpha chain CG42342-like. The record is from RefSeq and is a predicted model, not a curated record. The transcript has 4 exons. The coding region runs from base 1 to 717 and encodes 238 amino acids. NCBI's taxonomy places the organism in Eukaryota, Metazoa, Mollusca, Bivalvia, Pectinida, Pectinidae.
AUGGCAUAUGCUGUAGUUUUUAUAAUGGUGUUGGCUGUGACAUUUGCCACUAAUGAUCAACAGGAUUUGAAGUAUGAGACCCUUCAAUCUGAACUAUCUGCUUUGAAGAAUUACGUUUUGAAGAUGAAUGUUCAACUGGAGAAUGUUCAAAAAAAGUAUGACGACAUGAGUGAGGAACUAUGGAGUUUAAGGAGUAAGCAAGGUAUCGCUGACACCAAAACGCCACGAAAGGCAGACCAAAUAGACAACUAUCAACUAAAAAUUCAUGGAACGCAAACUCUGUUGAACAAGAGGUCAACAGUUUAUUCUCCUACGUUCCAAUUGCCAAGUGUUUGGAACGUAUCGAAAGUGUCAAAAGGACAGAAAGGAGAACCAGGUCUCGGAGGGCCUAAAGGAGACAGUGGAAGAAUGGGUUUUCCUGGUCUGAAAGGGAACAACGGACCAAAAGGCGACAGAGGAAAAGUUGGAAUUACGGGGCCCAAAGGAGACAUGGGAUCGCCAGGAUUAGAAGGACAAAAAGGUAGCACUGGAGCAAAGGGAAGUAAAGGAGAUACAGGAAGACCCGGAAGAAAUGGGCAAAAGGGGGAUAUCGGACCAGCAGGUGCCCGUGGUAUUACUGGACCUAUCGGUCCGAAGGGAGACGUUGGGAUACCUGGAGCAAAUGGCCACAGAGGAUCGACAGGGCAUCAUGGGACAUCACCUAGUCAAGGUAAAUAG